Molecule: messenger RNA, 2544 nt
Organism: Marchantia polymorpha subsp. ruderalis
Lineage: Eukaryota; Viridiplantae; Streptophyta; Marchantiopsida; Marchantiales; Marchantiaceae
Source: the annotation of a GenBank genome assembly
UACCAUAGUGAUGGAGCGAUAGGUGGAGUCGAAGUGGCGAGACAGUACGAGCGCAGUAGUGAAUCUUUCUCCAUUGAGUCACGGAGUGCGGUCUCUGGCAUGGGUCCUACACGUCUGUCGGUACGGUGUCAUGUGUGGAAUCUGUGCCAAUAGCUCGGGCUUUCGAUAUAUAUCUGGCAUGAUGCUAUUCGUGUGAUGGUAUUGGUUGAUGGCGCUCUUGACCACGGACGACGAUAGCGCAGUUGGAGUUCAAGAUACGCAAUUUAGGUGACCGGCUAGUCCUCUGAUCAGACUCGUCUCGUCUCGUCUGCACCUCGUCAACCAUCUGAGAAGAAACGAGCCUUCCACCUGGCAUAAGAAUCCCGACGCGAUUCCACGAGAAGGAUAUUUGCAUAGAGGCUUGACAGUGUUGAGAGGACGAUUUAACAUUCCUCGUGUUGGAUCGGAAUUUGGGUGCAGUGUACAUAUAGUACCUGUUGCUGCAGACGGUUGCGCAAGCCGCAAAUCUGGGCUGAGAUUCUGUUGGACACAUGACAAUCGUGAGUAAACAAUUGCGCCGGUGAAAAUGAACCGGCCAGAACAUAGUUCAAUAUUGUUUCGCAGUCUUGAACCGCUCGGAGAGACCUUGCGAUGGAGUUACUGAAGAGUCGUUCUUCAGUGGUUUAUUCAGUGCUGUCAGUGGUGACGUUGAUUCUCGUCUCGUUCCUGAUUCUAGACUGCACCCGACUCCUUGAGAAUUAUCCCUGGUCCUCAGAAAAGGAUCUUGCCAUUCGAGCUGAUUGGGCUGCAAGCUGGAGAUUCAGCAGCUUCGAUGAUUCUGGAGAGAGCUUGUACACUUGGUCGAACUUUUCAACGCUCUGGUGGAAUGAUCAGUCUCUUCACUCCUUAGAUCCGAAUUGGCGAGGUCGACAUGCUAUGCACGAUGAGUUGAGAUCCGGAAGCAUCUGGUACGAUGAAGACGUGAGGGAUUAUUUCAUGUCGACGGUGGAUGCGAGACAGUUCCCAUCCAACUGCACGAAAAACACUUGGAUUGUACAUCGGGAGCAUGACUCAGGUCUCUUGUCCUGCACACACGUCUUCUUUCCAAUUUUUUCUCAUGGACUCGGAAAAGGCGAUGGAUACACGAUGAUUCCGGUAGGGCAGGCAGAGGGGCACUACCCGAAAGAGCUGCCGACUUUCGAUGGCUGCGGGAAGAGGAAGAACAGAAACCUUCGAUGCUUCUAUAACAUCACGAGCUGCCAUGUUGAAGAUGACCCGGUCCGGCUGAAGAUGCUGGCCGAGGUUGACAAGUCGAGUGACGACUUAACAGGGUUACCGUGGAUUCAGGUCUUCAACGAUUCAGCGCUCAGAAACGGCAUGGCUGUGUUCAGAAGUUUCGAGUACGAUUGGGGUGUGCGAGACGAAUUUCACAGAGCUGCGACAGAGCACAGGUUACAGCAGUGGAACGAGCUUCGUCAACAAGGAACGGUGCGAGUGGUCGGCAAGGCGGACGAGGCCAUCGAGCACGUCAGUGUCCCACAAAUCGAUUUUGUGAUUCACUCCAUGACUAGUGCGUGGAUGAUCAAGCAGACUUCGCGAAAUGUCAAGAGGAUCGCAGACUCGAUCAUGGCUAAAUAUGCAAACGCCGAUGGCAUACCGCUCUGGGCUCCACCCGUCCUGGCCAUCCAUGUUCGGCAGACCGACAAGCAAUAUGAGGACCCCUACUUCAGAAAAACAGGCAACUACAGAAGCGUUGGAGAUUAUGCCGUCCAAAUACAGAAGCUGGAAAAGAAAUACAACUUCAAGUGGCAGUCGCUAUUCAUCAUUUCCGAUUCGGGCACCGCAAUGGAAUCCCUGGCGAUGGACAUGAACGACAUACAAAACGGUACUGCCCCAGAUUCGGCAAAUGGGCGAGAAGGGAAACGCUUCAUCAUGUACGACUGGAGUUUUGACAUGGAGCUGAUCGAAAGGAUGGGUGGGCACACUCAUAUCCCGCCGAAGAUGAAGUAUUCUGCGCAGGAACACUUUUUGGCGACUUUGUACAUUAUCGGCAAGAUAGCAGAUUACGCGAUUGUUCAGUAUAGCUCAAACGUAGGAAGAUUCAUUAGUGAGCUCAUAGGCGUACGACAUAGACUCUCGUCCGCAGACAAGUUAGGUCCCAAUGCAUUUUCCAUCGACAGCGAUUGGUACCAUGAUUGAUACAUCCAUCCAUGCCACACAACUUUUUUGUUCCUCGCUCCAACAACUGUCUAUAUGAUAACCAAGUAAUAAAGCCAAAGGGAUGAAAAGACCCCAUCACCCCAUCGUCCACGAAUGAAACCAAAGGUGUCAGAUGGUGCUAGGCCCCCAAUAGUAUCACACUGUGUACAGAAUUAGGCCCACGAUUGUUGUUCGAACUGUAUACACGACUCCUACUUCUUCCUCAUCUUCUCUGUCCCCGUGCUUUCUUGAAGACUUACAAUGCACAGGCAGGCAGGCAGGCAGGCAGGAUGUGUCGGUGAUCUGUAUUAAAUCCAUCGAUAUGUCAUUGCAGACCUGAAGCUACCGUGGCUAAGAAAUUCCGGC